AUGGCUGGAGAAUCCACCCACUCUGAUGCACAGCCGCAGGUUGGGAGCUUCGUCGGUGACAAGGCACACACUUCUGGCUACCUUGGACGUACGUCCGGCACGGGAUUCUCGAAGCUCGGUUUCGCCGGCAACGACUCCCCGUCAUUCGUAUUCCCGACCGCCAUUGCGACGAAAGGUGCUGCUGGAGGCAGCGCAGGAGGAACGGGCUCCGGCCGUCCAGCUGUCGCGAACAAGCCAUCCUUCCUGACCGGUGGCGCAGGGCCCGGUGGCCAUCUGAACUCGAAGCGUGGAACUGAGGACCUGGACUUCUUCAUCGGCGAUGAGGCCAUUGCCGCUUCUGGAGGACCUGGCUACGGUCUUCACUAUCCUAUUCGUCACGGUCAAGUAGAGAACUGGGAUCAUAUGGAGCGGUUCUGGUCCAACUCCAUCUUCAAGUACCUCCGCGUAGAACCCGAAGAUCACUUCUUCCUCCUCACCGAACCGCCCCUGAACCCCCCCGAGAACCGCGAGAACACGGCCGAGAUCUUCUUCGAGUCCUUCAACUGCGCCGGCCUGUACAUCGCUGUCCAGGCUGUGCUCGCCCUUGCCGCCUCAUGGACCUCUUCCAAGGUUCAUGACCGUUCUUUGACCGGUACGGUCAUUGACUCUGGUGACGGUGUUACCCACGUCAUCCCUGUCGCUGAGGGAUACGUCAUCGGAUCCUCCAUUAAGUCGAUCCCCAUCGCAGGUCGCGAUCUGACCUACUUCGUGCAGUCGCUGCUGCGUGACAGAGGCGAGCCGGACUCGUCACUUAAGACGGCCCAGGAGAUCAAGGAGCAGCACUGCUACGUCUGCCCCGAUAUUGUCAAGGAGUUCUCUCGCUACGACCGAGACCCCACCCGCUUCAUCAAGCACCCAGUGCUUCACCCUGGUGGCCGUCAGGUCUCUGUCGACGUCGGAUACGAACGUUUCCUCGCCCCCGAGAUCUUCUUCAACCCCGAAAUUUAUAGCUCCGACUUCCUCACGCCCCUCCCCACCGUUGUCGACAACGUCAUCCAGGCUUCGCCUAUUGAUGUGCGCCGUGGUCUUUACAAGAACAUUGUCCUUUCCGGCGGAAGCACCCUCUACAAGGACUUUGGUCGCCGCCUGCAGAGAGAUAUCAAGCAAUUGGUCGAUGCUCGCAUCCGAGCUAGCGAGGUUCGCAGCGGUGGUGCAAAGUCCGGCGGCUUGGAGGUCCAGGUUAUCACGCACAAGAGGCAGAGACACGGCCCCUGGUUUGGUGGAAGUUUGCUGGGACAGACGCCCGAGUUCCGUUCCUACUGCCACACCAAGGCUGAGUAUGAAGAGUAUGGCCCGAGCAUUGUUAGACGUUUUGCUUUGUUGGGCGGCCCUGGCGGUUCAUAA
This is a messenger RNA of Colletotrichum orchidophilum, 1383 nucleotides long. Its product is annotated as actin-like protein 3. NCBI's taxonomy places the organism in Eukaryota, Fungi, Ascomycota, Sordariomycetes, Glomerellales, Glomerellaceae. Gene Ontology annotation, biological process: Arp2/3 complex-mediated actin nucleation. The coding region runs from base 1 to 1383 and encodes 460 amino acids. The record is from RefSeq and is a predicted model, not a curated record. Gene Ontology annotation, cellular component: Arp2/3 protein complex; actin cortical patch. Gene Ontology annotation, molecular function: actin filament binding. The transcript is spliced from 7 exons.